Molecule: messenger RNA, 758 nt
Organism: Camelina sativa (false flax)
Lineage: Eukaryota; Viridiplantae; Streptophyta; Magnoliopsida; Brassicales; Brassicaceae
Source: RefSeq, a predicted model, not a curated record
GCGACGAGGAAGAGAGAGAAGCCGUAUAAAGGGAUAAGGAUGAGGAAGUGGGGGAAGUGGGUGGCGGAGAUUAGAGAACCUAAUAAACGGUCAAGAAUCUGGCUUGGCUCCUACUCUACUCCUGAGGCGGCGGCGCGUGCUUACGACACGGCGGUUUACUAUCUCCGUGGUCCUUCCGCUAGGCUUAACUUCCCGGAGCUUUUAGCCGGAGUUACGGUGGCUGGCGGUGGAGGUAACAGUACUGGUGGGGACAUGUCGGCGGCUUAUAUAAGGAGAAAAGCGGCGGAGGUUGGAGCGCAAGUGGAUGCGUUAGAAGCGGCGGGGGGAAAUCUUCAUCAUCAUCAUCAUCAAAGUCAACAUCAACGUGGUAAUCAUGAUUACGGAGAUAAUCAUAGUGAUUAUCGUAUUAAUGAUGAUCAUAUGGAGGAGUGUACUAGUAAGGAAGAGUUUAAGAGGUGUAACAACGAGUCAUGGGAACGGGUUGAUUUGAACAAACUACCUGACCCGGAGACUUCAGAGGACGAUUAGGAAAAGAACUAUAUAUAUCGAUUUGAUUUCACUAGCUUCCCUACUUUGUUCUUCUUCUUCUUCCUUCACUUUACCCCAAGUAAAAAAGUUGUACAAGGAAGAUUAGAGAAUGUAUGUUUUUACGAUGUGCGGCGGUUUGCUAACAUGCACCCACCUCUCUCUUGAGUUUGUGAUUACUAAUUUACUACUACUAGUACUGUAAUGAUAUCUUCUUCCCAUAAGUAGUAGUA